Hordeum vulgare subsp. vulgare (domesticated barley) is the source of this 770-nucleotide messenger RNA. RefSeq names its product hydrophobic protein RCI2A-like. Gene Ontology annotation, cellular component: membrane. The transcript has 2 exons. The record is from RefSeq and is a predicted model, not a curated record. The coding region runs from base 271 to 501 and encodes 76 amino acids. Lineage: Eukaryota; Viridiplantae; Streptophyta; Magnoliopsida; Poales; Poaceae.
CCAGAAAUUCGCACACUGCGGUCGUCGCCACGGCACGCCACGGUGGGCUACCCCAGCCGGUCAGCGACAGACAGCUCAAGCCCCCUCCACGGUGGGCAUCCGGCAUCUUCUCCCCGCAGCCAUCCUCCGAUUCCGCAUCAUUCCUCUCUCCCCACCGGCUUGCUUUGCUUGCCGGCCGCCGCUGCCUCCUCGGAUUUAAAGCCACCACACCUCCCUCUUCCAACAACAAGGCCCCGGCUACGAUAACUGAGGCGCGACGGCAGGGGCAGGAUGAGCUCCGGCGGCUGCUCGACGUGCCUGGAGAUCAUCUUCGCCGCCGUGCUGCCGCCGCUCGGCGUCUUCUUCCGGUACGGCUGGUGCAGCUCGGAGUUCUUCAUCUCGCUGCCGCUGACGAUGCUCGGCUACGUCCCCGGCAUCAUCUACUCCGUCUACGUCAUCCUGAAGACGCCGCCGGAGCUGCCGAGCAUCGACGGCGACCGGCCCUACUACAUCCUCGCCUGACAAGCGCUCCUUCGUGCACAUGCCGCUGUAGUGGAGCUUGCUGUACUGUCGGUGUCGGCCAUUGUUGGGAUUGUACAUGACUUGUAAGUUGUGCGUAGCCGUAGCUAGUUGUUUGAGGACAAUUCUUUAAUAGCGGUGGUUGUACAUGUAGCGUUCUUUCUUGAUUUGUUGGGCAUGUAUUGGUGUCGUGAUGUAUGAUCGGUUCAUCUGUUGGUUCCCCCACGACAAGAAUCCUGCUGCCGUUGGCUCGCGAGCUAGCGAUUAGUGUA